Molecule: messenger RNA, 2439 nt
Organism: Pseudozyma flocculosa PF-1
Lineage: Eukaryota; Fungi; Basidiomycota; Ustilaginomycetes; Ustilaginales; Ustilaginaceae
Exons: 5
Coding region: 1-2439 (812 amino acids)
Cellular component (GO): nucleolus
Molecular function (GO): ATP binding; nucleic acid binding
Source: RefSeq, a predicted model, not a curated record
AUGGCGCAACAGCUCGCACACGCCCCGUCCUACGCGGGCAAGUGGAGCCGCCUGAAGCCGUCCCUGACACCAUGGGUCGCUUCGCUGCUGGCCGAUAUGAACUUUGAGCAGAUGACGCCGGUGCAGGCCUCGACCAUCCCGCUCUUCCUCUCGCACAAGGACGUCAUCGUCGAGGCCGUCACGGGCUCGGGAAAGACGCUGGCCUAUGUGAUCCCCACGAUCGAGAUGCUCCUGCGCAAGGGGGCCACUCUCAAGCGCGACGAGCUCGGCGCCCUCAUCGUCUGCCCCACGCGCGAACUGGCGCAGCAGGUCUACGGCAUCGUCAAGAUGUUUCUCGACGCCCAAGAGCGCGCCGCCGAUGCCCAAGGGGCGGCGGAGGCGGACGCGGAGACGGAUGGACAGAAGGACGAAGGAGACGAGGAUAAGGAGCAAAACGAGGACGGCGGUGCACAGCCAAAGAUCUCGGGCGUCCAGCUCGUCAUCGGAGGCACCAAGUCCAACCCGGCGCAGGACUACGCCGCGUUCAAGGACAACGGGCCAGACAUCCUCGUCGGGACACCUGGAAGGCUCGAGGAGCUCCUAACCCGCAAGGGCGUGAAGAAAAACGAGCUCGAGGUGCUCGUUCUCGACGAGGCCGACAGACUGCUCGACCUGGGCUUUUCCGAGAACCUGCACAACAUCCUCAACCUCCUCCCUCGGCAGCGGAGGACCGGCCUGUUCAGCGCCACCAUGACCGACGCCCUCUCGGAGCUGGCACGCAUGGGCCUGCGCAACCCGGUCCGCGUCGUGGUCAAGGUCGAGGCAAAGGGCGACAAAAGGGGCGUCGGUGCCUUGGACGCUUCCCGCAGGAUCCCAGCGACUCUGCAGAACACGUUCCAAGUCUCGCGCGCCGAAAACAAGAUGGCGCAGCUGCUCCGGAUCCUGCGCUACGAGUCGUCCGAGGACGGGCUCGGAGGCGGCGCGCGCAAGUUUAUCGUCUACUUUGCCACCUGCGCCCAGGUCAACUACUUCUACAAGGUCCUGAGCAGGCUGAAGCGGGUCAAGGGGCUCGCCUUUUACGCUCUGCACGGCAAGCAGACGUCGUCGAAGCGCACGGCGACGUUCAAGGAGUUUACCUCGUCGACGCCGGCGCCGGGCACGUCGGAGCAGGCGUCGGUGCUGCUGUGCACCGACGUGGCGGCGCGCGGCCUCGACCUGCCCGACGUCGACAUUGUGGUGCAGUACGACGCGCCCACCGACCCCAAGGUCUUUAGCCACCGCUGCGGCCGCACUGCGCGAGCGGGACGGCGGGGCCGCGCCAUCCUGCUGCUGACCAGGGGCCGCGAAGAGGACUAUGUCGAGUUCCUCGCCGUCAAGAAGAUCCCGCUGCAGCCCUACCCCUACCUCGUCCACCGUCCGGCGUCGCCGCUCAGGCCUGAACCGGGCCUCGAGCCCGGCACGGCAAGCGGCAGCGGCAGCGGCAGCGUCGGAGGCGGGCAGGUCGAGAUCGCGGUCGACGACGACGCCCGGGCGCUCGAGGACGAGAUGCGCGGCGCGGUGCGCAGGGACCGCGACCUCUACGAGCUCGGCAUGGUGGCCUUUGUCUCGUUUGUGCGGUCCUACUCCAAGCACGAGGCCGUCUACAUCUUCCGCACGGCCGACCUCGACUUCCACGGGCUGGCGCGCUCGUUUGCGCUGCUGCGCCUGCCGAGGAUGCCCGAGACCAAGGCGGCGACGGCAGCGGCCGACAAGGGCAAGGCCAGGGCCGCCAAGCAGUCCGACGACGAGGCGGCGGCAACGCCGCCGACGGUCGCGGCAGGCGCGGCAUCGGACGAGGCCGAGACCUCGGCAUCGGCCUCGGCAGCCACCGUGUCGGCUUCGGUCCCGGCCGCGCCCCGUCGGCUCGGUUGGCACGACGAGGAGGUGGACCUGCGCACGUACGCCUACGCCGACAAGGCGAGGGAAAAGCAGCGGCUGGUCAACCUCGAGCUCGAGGACCAGCGGCGCGCCGAGCGGCCCGAAGAGGUCGAGGCCGAGGAGGCGCGCAAGCGGCGCGCGCACCUGGGCGUCAAGGGCGAGGCGGCCAUCAAGGCCGACGAGGCGUGGAGCAAGCAGAAGCUGCGCAAGCAGAAGCGCGACGCGAGGAAGCUGCACAAGGAGCGCAAAAAGGCCUACCUCAAGCGCGUCAGGGAGGGUGGCGAGCAGGGCCACGACGGCAGCGCUCCGGGCGAUUCCGGCGAUGCCGACGAGGCGGGGCAGGGCGGUCAGGGAGCACCGACGGCGACGGCGACGGCGACGGCGACGGCGGCGCGAGGGACAGCGAGAGGCGGCGGCGGCGACGACGACGACGACGAGGGCGACGACUGGGCCGAAGAGGAGCGCGAGGCCAAGCGGCAGCGCAAGGAGGGCAAGGCCAAGAAUGGCCGCGGCGCGAUGCAGUUCGAUUUCGACGGCCUCUAG